Homarus americanus (American lobster) is the source of this 462-nucleotide messenger RNA. Its product is annotated as proline-rich proteoglycan 2-like. The record is from RefSeq and is a predicted model, not a curated record. Bases 1 to 462 code for a protein of 153 amino acids. Lineage: Eukaryota; Metazoa; Arthropoda; Malacostraca; Decapoda; Nephropidae. The transcript is spliced from 2 exons.
AUGUACGACACCACAACCAAGGAAGCAAAAGGGAUCCUGCGAGGGGCGACCUCUAAUAGGGCCCCUGGGAUCGCCGCCGCCUCUGGGAAGGCCCCUGGGAGCCCCACCAACCGUGGGAGGGCACCAGGGGGCGCCGCCGCCCUUGGGAGGGCACGGGGGACUCCACAGUUCCUGGAAGAGGUCCUGGGGGUGCCACAGCUAAUGGAUGCUGCCACCCAGAGGCCCAAAGUGCCCAUCCCUGGUGGCACCUGCGCCACGCCGCCCCUGGAAGGCUCAGGUGGGGGCCACCACCACCCUGGGAGGACCCCAGGUCUGCCCACAAUGGUGGAUUCUCAGCGCCCCCACCCAUGGUAUGGUUCUGGGGGGCCACUGCACCCUGGCAGGGUCCCUGGGAUUGCCGCCACCCCUAAGGAGGACCCGCCUCCCGUGGUAGGGCCCCUAAAGACGCCGCCACCCUUGUGA